GCGCGCUUUAUCUCUGACUUCACGCUCGUCUUCUUGUUAUGGUGCGGGACGCCCAGUGGAAACACCUUCAACCUGUCCGGAGAUUUUCUGUGUUUAAAUCUGAUCUAAACUGUAAAUCAGUUCGUUACCUGGCCUGGAGAUGGAAAUAUCCACGGAGGCAGAAGACGGAGAGCGCAGAUGGGAACACUGGAAGCUUCUGUCUAAUCUGAAGACGACUGUUGAAGGGUUACUGUCCACAAACAACCCUAAUGUGUGGUCCCGCUAUGGGGGUCUUCAGCGCCUCCACAAGGACAUGAACAACAUCCUGGGCCACGGCCUGAAACAUGAACAGAUUUACUAUAAACAAAAGGACUACUGGCGUUUCGUGUGGUGUGUGCGCUAUCUCUGUCCUCAUCUCGCCCGUCAUGUAGAACAGUUCAGUCAGCUGGAACCUGUGCUGAGCAGUAGCGUUCAGUGCUUUGGCGAGGGUUAUAAAGCCGAGCGUUGGCUUUUACACAGCCUCCAAGGUCACAUCUUAUCUGCCCAGCUCAAACCGCUACUGCAACAUAAGACAAACACACAGAAAUAUUACAAUGACGGGGCUUUCCUGUUGAGUGAACCACACGUGUCUGCCAUGUUCCAGUGUCUGGAGGCCGUAGAGCAGAAUAACCCUCGGCUGCUGGCUCUCAUAGACACCGGCAGGCUUUCACAUUUGAAAGAGUCUGCGUUUGGUUUGCUGAAGAGCCAGAGUUUGUGUUUACUGCCCGGGGCCACAGGAAGUUGGAGGCCUGCGGACAGUUCAGAGUCCCGUCGGCUCACUACGUCCCAGAGCUGCCUUACAGAGCUUCCCAGCACCCCACACUCCAAGAGCAGCUCAGAUGUCACUCCAUCCAGCAGUGCUCAGGGAGCUCCAUGGGUGUGCAGUAGGGGAAACCAGGACGCAGGAAUACCCCAGAUCUCCUUCACUGAACCUGCCUCACCCGCUCCACCUGAGAUCCGGGAAUGUGUUGAAGCAGAUCUGGAUGACGGCCCGGAGUAUCUGGCUAUCGGUAAUCUGGGGAAGCAUAAACGGCGUGACUCGUCCAGCUCCACUCAGAGCAGUGAACUCAUGGCAACUCAGGGUGACACUCACACUCCUUUGGCUCCGCCCCCACCACGCCGCUGCUCUUUCUCAGAGGCUCAGAAAACUACAGGGCGGAGCUCGAGGGGCCACAUCCGGUCUCUGUCUGACACGGGCGUCACACAGAAACAGAAAAAUGGAGGGAAUCACAGGAAAAUCACCAUUAUUAUCGAAGACCCCGUCGCAGAAUCUGUCACGGCUACACCCAUUUCAAAGAGCUGUGGUCCUUUCUCACCCCAGAGCAGUGAUAGCAGCACCAGCAGUUCCCUUUAUAUGGAGUCUACAUGUGAACUUGCAGACAGCAGCCAGUACAACAGCGUUCCAGACGGAUUGUUCCGCAGACCGUCCGAGGGUCAGAGUCUGAUCAGCUACCUCUCCGAGCAGGACUUUGGCAGCUGUGCUGAUCUGGAAAAGGAAAAUGCCCACUUCAGCAUCUCUGAGUCUCUGAUCGCUGCCAUCGAGCUGAUGAAAUGUAACAUGCGCAGGCCGGUGGAGGAGGCAGAAGAAGAGGGCGAUAGUGACACGGAAAUCCAGCAGCUCAAACAGAAAAUCCGUCUGCGCAGACUGCAGAUACGCCGCACGCGGAUGAAGCCGCCGACCUCCUCUGAUAACCAAGUCCCAUCUGUGGAUAGUGGCGGCUCUCGGAGGAGCUCCCAGGAUUCCUUUCACCCCUCUGACUCUGGCUCGGAUAGAGACGUAGAGGAUAUUGAGCUCAAAGAUGGCAAUGAUGGUCAGUCCCUGCUGGCGGUGUCUCAGAUCGGCCUGUCCCUGUCACUCGCAUCCCUCUUCUCAGAUGCAGACAUCAAACGCAGUGCAUCCAGCAGCAGAUCCUUCCUCAGCUCAGACUCCAUCUCUCCAUCCAUGCUACAGUCCAACUCAGCAGAGUCGGUGGCGAUGGGUCUCCUCAGACAGUUUGAGGGCAUGCAGCUGCCCGCUGCCUCAGAGCUUGAGUGGCUGGUUCCAGAACACGACGCCCCUCAAAAACUCCUUCCAAUACCAGAUUCUCUUCCCAUUUCACCUGACGAUGGCGAACACGCGGACAUUUACAAAUUACGUAUCCGAGUGCGAGGGAAUUUGGAGUGGGCUCCUCCCAGACCACAGAUCAUCUUCAACAUCCACCCUCCUCCAAAGAGGAAAGUGGUGGUGGCCAAACAGAACUACCGCUGCGCUGGCUGCGGCAUUCGCAUCGAUCCAGACUAUAUCAGGAGGGUGAGGUACUGUGAGUAUCUGGGCCGCUACUUUUGCCAGUGCUGUCACGAGAACUCACAGUCUGUAGUGCCAGCAAAGAUCCUCAGGAAGUGGGACUUCAGCAAAAGCUACGUCAGCAACUUUUCCAGGGACUUGCUGGCCAAGAUCGCAGGAGAUCCUCUCUUUAACCUCAACGACAUCAACAGCGGCCUUUACAAGAAAGUCAAAGCCCUGGAUACAGUGCGCGCAUUGAGGGAACAGUUGAACCACAUGAAGAAUCUGUUAAAAACGUGCCGUUUGGCUAAAGAGGUGCUGGAUCAGUUUGACACUCUCCCUGGUCACCUGACCGAAGACUUUCACCUCUUCUCUCUCAGCGAUCUCACGGCUGUCCGCAGCGGCAGUCUGGCGCCAAAGCUUCGAGAUCUGCUGCGCCUCGGCUCCAGCCACGUCACGGACUGUGUGCUCUGCCAGGCCAAGGGCUUCAUCUGUGAGUUCUGUGGAAAUGACAAAGACAUCAUCUUCCCCUACGAGCUCAACAAGUGUCUGCGCUGUGAAGAUUGUCAUGCUUGCUAUCACAAGACCUGCUUUAAGGGAGGGAAGCAGUGUCCGCGCUGUCUGAGACUCGCCGAGAGAAGAGAGCGGAUGGCACGCAAGAACAUGGAGGAGCAGGAGGACAGAGAAGAGGACGAGGCCAGCGGGACCUAACACACAAUACCAGUAAGACUUCACCAGAGCACAGUGAAUGUAGUGACUGAGAUUCAGCCAAACGUUUCUUGAUUCCCGUCCCGAAUAAGCUGCUCUAAAGUCCUGCUGAUUGCAGCACAAUGGAUCAUUGAUGCUACAAAGACUUGUAUGUGCAAACAAGACGUUUCUGCUUUUAAGGACUGCUGCCUACGGAUACAAAAUUGUAUUGUUUGAUUUUUACGAUUUGCCAAGUUUUUGUUCGCUCGUUUCCUCCGUCCUUAAAAAUCAAGUUUGUUUUAAUCAACAGGCUGUUGAGUCCUGUGUCAUGAACUUUUAUGUCUUGUUUUUGUCUGCGUCCACUUUGUGUUGGUUAUAUUAUAAGUGUAUAACCUGUUGUGUGCCUCUUUAAUGACUGUUCGUUUGUAUCGAUGAGAGACGGAGAAAGGCAGCUGAACUCCGGCGAGUUUUGCACAACCUUUGUUUCCCGAGAGGUUUCUAGAAGUGCCAGAAUCCAGCUUACUGUGUUAAAGAUAAAAGCUACUAAAUCAAAAGUCCUCAUUUAUGAAAUGUGAGCCAAAUUUGUUAAUCAUUUGUAAAUAAAUAUUAUGAACUUAAUGCAACAAUAGACAAUUUUCUUGUUUGUUACUUAGAAAUUAGUUUUGUUCAUGUUUCACAAAUGAGGCCCAACACUGGUCUUUAUUUGUAAAUGUAAAGGCCUUUUUGCUUUAACAUUUUGCACCUACCAAAAAUGGCACUUUGUAUGUUUUCCUGUCAUUUGUUUGACAAAUUAUGUCUUGUUGGUUCUUUGAUUUGCACUAGUUUCAUGUUUGUUUGAUUGUACUAACGUUUGAGCCGGAACAUCAUUUCAACUUCUCACAUUCAGUCCAAAAUCUUGAACACUGGCCCAUACUUGUCCAGUGAAGAAGACACGUUACCAAAAGUGUUAUUUGUUUUAAAGAGUUUAUUAGUUUGGUAGGUUGUCUACAUAGAAUUCUCUACAUCAUACAUACUAGACCCAAGUUAAUGUAGUAUCUAAAAGAAAAUCUAUUCAAGAGCCCGUUUGUUUGCUGCUGUGAGUAUAUCUGAAGCAAUAACGACCAUGUGCUACUUUGCCACAAGCAUAAAAUGACUUGAAUGCACUGACCUUAUGUAUAUAAGAUUGAAUGAAUGGACAAACUUGCUUAUGAGAUCUGAAAUUAAUAGGUCUUGAUAUUAACUUUAUAACUUUUCAUUUGAUCCUGCUGACGAUGUGUCCACUUGAGCUUAUUGUUGUAAAAUUACUGAAUUGCCUUUUUUAUUCAGGGGCUUUUGAUGCACUAUUUGAGAAAAUGUACAUAAUUUCUUAUUGUUAAAUGUGUAUAUAUGUAACUAAAAAUUAAAGAUGUUUAGACUGUG
Molecule: messenger RNA, 4366 nt
Organism: Labeo rohita (rohu)
Lineage: Eukaryota; Metazoa; Chordata; Actinopteri; Cypriniformes; Cyprinidae
Gene: rubcn
Product: rubicon autophagy regulator
Exons: 22
Coding region: 140-2992 (950 amino acids)
Biological process (GO): negative regulation of endocytosis; negative regulation of autophagosome maturation
Cellular component (GO): early endosome; late endosome
Molecular function (GO): phosphatidylinositol phosphate binding
Source: RefSeq, a predicted model, not a curated record